This is a messenger RNA of Sander lucioperca (pikeperch), 12048 nucleotides long. RefSeq names its product lysine (K)-specific methyltransferase 2Ca (gene kmt2ca). The transcript has 38 exons. Gene Ontology annotation, biological process: positive regulation of transcription by RNA polymerase II. Bases 384 to 12008 code for a protein of 3874 amino acids. Gene Ontology annotation, molecular function: transcription coactivator activity; histone H3K4 methyltransferase activity; histone binding. Lineage: Eukaryota; Metazoa; Chordata; Actinopteri; Perciformes; Percidae. Gene Ontology annotation, cellular component: MLL3/4 complex. The record is from RefSeq and is a predicted model, not a curated record.
ACAGACACACCGACCCGUUUAAAAGUCUGACUCCCGGUUCACACGGCCCGUAUACUGACGCUAAACCAACGUCAAACGCGCGUGCUCCGGUAGUAGUGAAUGUUUUCUGGGACCUACUUCUUCUGCUGUCGCUGACAGGCGGUGCUUCGGUCGCUCCCAAACAUGGCCUCCAUGACGGAGCGACCGCUUCAACUUUAAUUUUUCGCCAAUUUUUCAGAGCAAAACCGUGUUUAUUUCCUUCCACGACCAACGGGGAUGUUUCUAGGACUCGCGAAACAGAUGUUAUCUUCCGGAGAAGUUGGCUGUUGGCUUUUAAACUGAUCGGUUUAAGCAACACACACAAAAAAAAGCUGGAGAGGAAAAAGAGAAUUGCAUCAAAUCAAAUGCCAUCUGAGGCUCAGUCUCAGGAGCCCCGGGACAGAGGACCGCCACCUCCUGUCACUCGGGCUGGACGCAGCGCUCAGCUGGCCAAAGCCGCCGCUACAAGCCCCGCCCCCGAGAGGCGGUCGCGUGGGCGACCUCGGAAAGAUGGGAGCAGCGGCCGCUCCGCGCCUCCCACCCCCCCUCCACCUCCUCCUCCACCACCUCCUCCUCCAACUCCCAAAUCCAGGAAGAAGGGGCGGAGUCGAGGCCAAGCCCAGGUAGAGGAUGAAGAGAGCACGGACGCCACGGAGAAGAAAACCCCCCAGAAAACAGAGGUGACGGAGAAGACACCAGGACGCCGUCGGUCCUCCUCCAGGAGAAAAUCCAACCCUAACCCUGAACCCGAUCCUGAACCCAGCCAGGACCCUGACCCCCCUCCCCCUGACCCCCCCGCAGUCCCAGAGUCCGGCUCAGAACCAGAACCGGCUCCCAGUGCAGAGGACGCGGACAGAACGGCGCCCGAAGCCGCCGCGCCCCCUGCCUCCAGUCCCUUGGCCCCGGACCUGAGCCCGGCCCACAGCCCCGCCCCCAUGCAGGUGGACUGCAGUCCCAGCGCGGUUCCUGUGGAGCCAGAAGGGGGCGGGGCCUUGAGCCCCUGCCCUAGUCCUCCGGUGUCCCCCUGCCUCCGCCUGGAGGACGAGGACGCACUGUCCCCGCUGUUCCAGCUGUCUCUGUCGGAGGACUCCGGCUGCUCGCCGACCCCCAGCCUGGGACACACCACCAAACGUCUGAAGCAGUGUGCCUUCUGUUACCGUGGCGACGAGCCUCCUCUUGGGCAGGGUCGCCUGGUGGUGUUCGGCCCGACGCCCGGCUACAUCCCGCUCCACAUCCUCAACCUCCGCGCCUCCCCCGACCGGGACAACGACUGCCACGACCACUGCUACCGCGGCGACCAGGCCCCGCCCACGUGCAGCAGUCCAGAACAGUGUGACGGCGAGUCUUCCUUAGAGUUUGUGGAGCAGCUCGGACCCAUCGGCCUUCCACAUGACAUCGACGUCCAAUCACUGUUUGACCCCACAGGUCAGUGCUGUGCUCACCUGCAGUGUGCAGCCUGGUCAGAGGGGGUGUGUCGUGGCGAGGGCCAAUCACUGCUCUAUGUGGACAAAGCCAUCGACUCAGGAAGCACACAGGUGUGUGCGUUCUGCCGUCGGCUCGGGGCGUCGCUGCGUUGCCGGGAGACGGGCUGUGGGCGGAGCUUCCACUUCCCCUGUGCUGCGGCCGCCGGAGCUCAGCAGGACUGGAGCCAGAGACACACACUGUGUACAAGACACACACACACAGUGUCCUCGCAGUGUGUGUUGUGUUCGAGUGGUGGGGAUGUCGGCAGUCUGUUGAUGUGCUGUUGCUGCGGUAGCUGUUACCAUGGCAGCUGCCUGAACCCCCCUCUGGCCCCCUCCCCCCUGUGCCGGGCCGGCUGGCAGUGUCCUCAGUGUCGAGUGUGUCAGAGCUGCAGGUUGCGAGGGGAGGAUGGUGUGUUGCUGGUGUGUGAGCGCUGUGAUAAAGCCUACCACACACACUGUCUCACACCACCUCUGGAUCACACACCGGGCAACGGCUGGAGCUGCAAGAACUGCAGAAUCUGCCGUCGCUGUGGUGUGAGGUCAUCAGGCCAGUGGGCCAAUCACCAGUUUCUGUGUGAGUCAUGUGACCCGGCCCUGCCCUGCCCUCUCUGUGACCGUGCCCCCGACCUCUACACACCACAGGACUAUCUGACCUGUACCUGCUGCUUUAGGUGUGUCCACACAGAGUGUAUCGUCCAGGCUGGGGAGGGCAGGGCAGGGUCUGAAGAUUAUGUCUGCUCCACCUGCAGUCCUCAGGAGGCGGAGCCAAUCCCACACGCUUUGAUCGCUCACAGUCCUACCCUGUCCCCGCCGCUCAGUCCCACACAGGCACCUCCCAUUAGCAUUUCACAGCCGCCAAUUCUAAGUCACACAGAGGCUCCACCCAUCAGUCCUACUGCUCAUAGCCCAGUCCAGCUCAUCUGCUCAGAACCACCACAGAGUCCUACACAGACCAACGGUACACUAUCGCAGACAAGUCUUGCGUCAUCCCAACCUGAUCCCACAGAGCUACAACAAAUUCCUUCACCAUCCCAACCUGAUCCCACAGAGCUACAACAAAUUCCUUCACCAUCCCAUCCUGAUCCCACAGAGCUACAACAAAGUCCGGCGCCAUCCCAACCUGAUCCCACAGAGCUACAACAAAGUCCGGCGCCAUCCCAACCUGAUCCCACAGAGCUACAACAAAGUCUGGCACCAUCCCAACCUGAUCCCACAGAGCUACAACAAAUUCCUUCACCAUCCCAACCUGAUCCCACAGAGCUCCAACAAAGUCCGGCGCCAUCCCAACCUGAUCCCACAGAGCUACAACAAAGUCUGGCACCAUCCCAACCUGAUCCCACAGAGCUACAACAAAUUCCUUCACCAUCCCAACCUGAUCCCACAGAGCUCCAACAAAGUCCGGCGCCAUCCCAACCUGAUCCCACAGAGCUACAACAAAGUCCUUCACCAUCCCAACCUGAUCCUGCAGAGCUACAACAAAGUCCUUCACCAUCCCAACCUGAUCCCACAGAGCUACAACAAAGUCCUUCACCAUCCCAACCUGAUCCCACAGAGCUACAACAAAGUCCUUCACCAUCCCAACCUGAUCCCACAGAGCUACAACAAAGUCUGGCACCAUCCCAUCCUAAUCCCACAGAGCUACAACAAAGUCCGGCGCCAUCCCAACCUGAUCCUGCAGAGCUUCGGGAAAGUCCUUCACCAUCCCAACCUGAUCCCACAGAGCUACAACAAAGUCUGGCACCAUCCCAACCUGAUCCUGCAGAGCUACAACAAAGUCCUUCACCAUCCCAUCCUAAUCCCACAGAGCUACAACAAAGUCCUUCACCAUCCCAACCUGAUCCUGCAGAGCUACAACAAAGUCCUUCACCAUCCCAACCUGAUCCCACAGAGCUACAACAAAGUCCGGCGCCAUCCCAACCUGAUCCUGCAGAGCUUCGGGAAAGUCCUUCACCAUCUCACCUUAAUCCAUCAAAGCCCCAACAAAGUCCUGAGCCAACACCAUCUGAUCCAUCAGAGCUUCAGCAUAGUCCUGCGCUAUCUCACCCUGAACCAACAGAGCUUGAACAAAAUCCAGAGCCAACUCACCCUGAUUCCACAGAGCUCCAACAAAGUCCAGAGCCAUCUGACCCUAAACCCACAGAGCUCCAACAAAGUCCAGAGCCAUCUGACCUUAAACCCACAGAGCUCCAACAAAGUCCAGAGCCAUCUGACCCUAAACCCACAGAGCGUGAACAAAAUUCAGAGCCAUCUCAACCUGAACCAUCAGAGCUCCAACUAAGUCCUGCCCAAUCUCACCCUGAUCCUGCAGAGCUUCGGGAAAGUCCACCAUCUCACCCUGAUCUAUCAGAGCUCCAAAAAAGUCAUCCUCCAUAUCAUCCUGAACCAACAGAGCUCCAGCAAAGUCCUGCUCUAACUCACCCUGAACCAAGAGCGCUCCAGCAAAGUCCUGCUCUAACUCACCCUGAACCAACAGAGCUCCAGCAAAGUCCUGCUCUAACUCACCCUGAACCAACAGAGCUCCAGCAAAGUCCUGCUCUAACUCACCCUGAACCAACAGAGCUCCAGCAAAGUCCUGCUCUAACUCACCCUGAACCAACAGAGCUCCCGCAAAGUCCUGCUCUAACUCACCCUGAACUUGGAGAGCUCCAACAAAGUCCUUCUCAAUCUCAGCCUGAACUUGGAGAGCUCCAACAAAGUCCUUCUCAAUCUGAUCCUACAGAGCUCCCACAAAGUCCUGCACCAUCCCAACCUGAUUCCACAGAGCAUGAACAAAAUUCAGAGCAAUCUCAUCUUGAUCCCACAGAGCUCCAACAAAGUCCUACGCUAUCUCAUUCUAAUCGAAAGAAGCUCCAGCAAAGCCCUGCCCAAACUCACCCUGAUCCCACAGAGCUCCAGCUAAGUCCUGUACCAUCUAACCGUGAUCCAUCAGAGCGCCAACAAAUUCUUACGCGAUCUCAUUCUAAUCAAAAAGAACUCCAUCAAAAUCCAGCCCAAUCCCAACCUGAUCCUGCAGAGCUCCAACAAAGUCUGGCGCCAUUACAUCCUGAACCAUCAGAGCUCCAGGAAAGUCUUUCACCCUGUCCCUCUGGUCCAACAGAGCUCUGGGAAAGCUCUGCAUCAUUUAACCCUGAUGCUACAAAACUCCAAGGAACCCACACCCCAUCUGAAGUUAGUCCAGUGGAGCUUCAACAAAGCCCUCCCCAUAUGACUUCCUUGCAGGCUCAGCAUACUCCUUGUCCGCUCAGUAACCCCUCUUCUAGCUUUACCCAGAAUUCCACAGAGAAUCACCUUUUGGCCACAGAAUCUCCACACAGUCUAACGCAGGGAAGUCCCAUGUCUUGUGGACAUGAGCAUUCUCUGCACAGUCCUCCACCACACACACCGACCCAGGCAGGGCUUAGUCCUACCCGGGUUCAGCCAGGGCCUGCAGAGCCGGAGCAAAGCCCUCCACCACACAGUCCUGUGCAGGACGGAACUACACAGACACAGCUAGAUGGACCAUGUAGUCUCACCAACAUCAUUGUCAUCACAUCGCCUCAACAGAGUCCCCCACGAAGACGACACAGUCCUAUGUCACAUAGUCCUGCACAAGUUGGCACAUCACCUCGACAGAAUCACACACAGGAUGCUGAACCUACACUGGACAAUGAGAGCCCUGCUGAGCUGCAAUGUGGGCCUGCACAGCACAUUUCUACACUGGACCAGGGCCUUUCACCAGUCUGCUGUAGGUCUACCCAGACAGCAAGAAAACACGCCUCACUGAGGCCCAGCUCAGCUCCAUGUAGCCCAUCACCUUCCCCACUCAGAGCCACACAGUGUAGUCUCUCACAGCCUGCUAGCCCAUCACAGGCCCAGUCUACACAGCCUUUACAGCUUAGCAUACUUUCUUCUCAGCUUGCUAAACAUUCAGGAGUCACAAAUGAAUGCACCCAAACCAGUACCACAGAGCUGAAGUCUUUGGAACAUAGCCCCAAGCAGCUGAGUCCUAACCUUGAUGACCAAACACUGGAAAGUAGCCCGACAUCUGAUCUAUCCACAAUGCCUCCUGAUAGCAAUGGCACAGAUGGAAAACUUGCUAACCAGUGUGUCCCUAUCCAGAGUAACCCAGACUUUUCUAGCCCCCAUCACAGUCCUUCCAUGCCGACACCAGAAAGCCUUGUUCACGUUAGCCCUUCAGUGGAACACAGUAGCCUAACUUGCUCACCUCGUGCUGAUGAAACGGAGGUAAUUCCUCCCUCAGCUAUCUCCAUUUGUCUGAGUACUUCUCGUGACAGCCCAUCAUGCUGCACAGAAGCUACUGAAGGUAAAGCCAGCCCCACACAUAUCCAAAAUAUUUCAGCUAGUGCUAGCUCCAAACAUACCAGUCAAAUGUCUACAAGCCCUGCCAGCUCUAUUCAGGCCAGUGCUAGCACUAUACCAGUGGAUCCUAGCCAUAUAGCUGCAGAAACUAGCCCCUCAACACAACCAACUAACCCUUCAGAUGUUCUGGCUGGAUCCAUCUCCUGUCAGGAUGAGGACAUGGAGGUACAUGUCGACCACCCGAGUCAUUUUAUUCAGUCAGAAACAAGUCCCAGACAUCCAAACUCCAAUUCGGACAGUAAAGUUCAUGGUAGCCCUGCUCACACAGAAGCUAACGGGUACAGUCAGAUGGGCUCCAUGCAUGUUCAAGAGAGAGCCAGUCCCUCUGUUUGUAGUUUUCCAGAGCUCGCACAGAAUCAGGCAAGCCUAAGUCCCACAAAUCCUGGUCAGUCAGAUCCCUCACAUGUCCAAACUACCUGCAGUUCCCCUCAGACUUCUCCAGAUCAGACAAGCCCCCUGCAAACUAGCUUUAGUCCUCCACACUGUAUGCUGAGUGGUAGUAGCCCAGAGAGUAGCUCUGUUAGCCACAGUCUGAGCCAUAGCGGCCAGACAAGUUCCCACUCUGCUAGCAUAACUGAUGUUACCGUCAGCCACAGUCCACCUAGGUCUAGUCCUGCUGGUCAAGCUAGUCCUUCUCACAUACAAAGCGCCUCUAGCAGUCCCCACUCAGGCCCAGCCCAAAGACAGACUUCCUCAUUAGCGAGCACGACAUACAGCAGCCCUGCACAUGCUGCUGCCGCUUGUGUUAGCCCACCUCACAGUCCAGCUCAGUCCAGUGAAAUGUAUCGUAGCCCUACAGGUAGCCCUGCUCCGGACACUGCGGCACAGCUGAGCCCCACUCUGGCUAGCUCAAAUCUUGAUGUGGACAUAAUCCAGAGCUCUGUUCUUCCCGCUGUGCUUCACCUUGAUUCUGGACUUGUUAAACCUCCAGACAGUAUUCAGCAGACGAGCCCAGCACCUGCUUAUGACGCACAUGCGCGUAGUCCCAACCAGGCCAGUCCAAGCCAGGUUAGCCAGUUCCCAGCUAGUCCUCUCUCGACCCCCGACAGAUCUGCUGCUGAAAGCCAACAGAGCAUUGCCUCGGGAAGCCCCUUGCAUCGAACCCCAGCCCCCUCUGUUGAUGCUUCUUCCACUCUGGCUAGCCCUGUCCCUUCUAGUCCCACUCAGGAUACCACUGCAAUGCCUAGCACUGACCACACCAGCGAAACGCCCGCUAGUCCCACACCCUCUGCCCCCUCAAAUGCUAGCUCUGUUUACAGUAGCCCAGUUGCUAGUCCUGUUCAUGACCCAGGUGAUACACAAGUUAACUCUAGUCUUGCCAGCCCUCUGCGGCCAGAUACUAGUCCCAGUCCUAGACCUGGGAGCCCUAUGACGUGUGAUGAUAGCAGCCACAGUGCAGAUGCUGUUAGCCCUGUCCUUGCUACCCAUGUGCAGUCUGAAACCAGCCCUAGUCCUGGUCCCGUUAGCCCGGUUCAGCCUGACGCCAGUCCUAGCCGCUCUGUUUCCAGCCCCCAGCAACACACGACAGAGAAGGAGUCUGCAGUUGCUGAGGAUGUCAGCAUGGCCGAGAAGCAGGAAGAGAAAACUGAAGAGGUGGAGGAGGUGCAGGGAGAAGAAGUUUCACAGCAGCAGCAGGAGGAGGAGGUGGAUGAGCCACACCAGAGAGCAGAGGAGAGUCUGGAGGAAGAGGAGCCUGCUAGAGAACAAGACCAGGAGGAAGAGCAGGAGGAGAUUUCACACCAGAGAGCAGAGGAGAGUCUGGAGGAAGAGGAGCCUGCUAGAGAACAAGACCAGGAGGAAGAGCAGGAGGAGAUUUCACACCAGAGAGCAGAGGAGAGUCCAGAGGAAGAGGAGCCUGCUAGAGAACAAGACCAGGAGGAAGAGCAGGAGGAGAUUUCACACCAGAGAGCAGAGGAGAGUCUGGAGGAAGAGCAGCCUGCCGAGACAGAGGGAGGAGGAGAUCAAGACCAGGAGGAAGAGGAGGAUCAGAACGGCAGCUCAAACUGCCUUUCAGGAUCUGUCCUGAAUGAAGACCCUCGGUCUCCUCCUCACUCUUCCGCUGCCUCCCUCUUCCUCCCACAGUCAGCUCCUCCCCCCCCCCAGCCCACCACACCACACUCUGCCUUACCCCCCCUACAGCCUUCCUCCCCCCUCCCCUCUCCUCCUAGAGCCGGCUCUCUGGAGGCCUCCCCUCUCAGGACUGCCUUACCCCCCUCCACUCCUCCCUCUCCUCCCCUGGAGCAGGAAGCUACCUGUCAAAGUGAAGCAACCACGAAGGAGGCGGGGCUAGAGGACAAUCCCCUUCUCUGUCAUGUGACAUCAGCAGAAGAUGACAGCCAAUCACAAAGCCAAUUCGAACCGGUCGCAGAAAUAAAAGAACAGUUUCAACCCGAAAAGUCUGAACCUGUUGCUGCAGCAAAAGAACAGUUUGAUCCCACCCAGCAUGAGCACCAAUCACACGCUGAGCCUUUAGAGAGGCGGGAGGAGCUGGAGCCAAUGAGGGAGGAGCAGGAUGCAGAGGAGCAGGAUCCUUCGUCUUCCCCCCUAGAACAGGAAGUUACCUGUCAAAGUGAAGCCGCUACGGGGGAGGCGGAGCUAGAGGACAAACCUCUUUCCUGUCAUGUGACAUCAGCGGAAGAUGAAGAAGACCUUGUUGCUGAACCCACCAAAGAUGAGCACCAAUCACACGCUGAGCCUUCAGAGAGGGAGGAGGAGCCUGAGCCGGAGCCAAGAGCAACAGCCACUCCUGAGCUGGUUGCUGAGCAACAGCCAAUGAGGGAGAAGCAGGACGCAGAGGAAGAGGAGGCGAGGGAGGGCGGCGAGCAGGAGGACCAAUCAGAUGUGGAACAGGAGGAUCCGGUGAGCCCCGUGCUGGAACUGGACCCGUCUUUAGACAUGGAGGUGAUGGCGCUGCUGCAGCUCUCCUCCCCCAGCCCGCCCCCCCUUUCUCGGCGGGCGGUGGGUCGGACUCUGAGGCCUACCCCCCCCUUCUCUUCCCGCCCUUCAGACGACCUCGCCGUCCGUCUGAGGCAGUCUCCCUUCUCCACCGAGGCCUCCCCCGAGACCUCGCCCGCCAGAGCGCCCGUCACUCCGCCGCCGCUCUCUCCGCCCUCGCCGCCGUACCGAGAGUCUCCGCCUCUUUCUAAGCCACAGACUCUCCCCGUCACUGUGCUCCCCCUCACCCCGAAAAUCGGGAUGGGAAAGCCCGCAAUCUCCAAGAGGAAGUUCUCCCCCGGCAGAGCCAGAAUCAAACAGGGUUCGUGGUGGAGUAAUCGCAGGGCGGUCAGCCCCCCCUCGUCCUCCCAGGAUUCCAUGGGGGAGGGAGGGUGGGACAGCCCUAAGCCCCGCCCACCGGACUCCCCCCUCUGGAGCAUGAGAGUGAGUCGUGGUUCAGGGUUCCCAGGCAGGAGGAGGUCCAGAGGAGGAGGUCUGGGAGGAGGAAGAGGAGGCAGAGGAAGGAGCCGGCUGAAGACUCAGGACAGUCUGCCUGUGUCCCCCGGAAGUGUUUACGCGGAGCCGUUCCAGCCCAAGGAGGAGGAGGAGAACUCCAUGCACAACACGGUGGUGAUGUUCUCCACCUCGGACCACUUCACCCUCAAACAGGACAUGUGUGUGGUGUGUGGUAGUUUUGGUCAGGGGGCUGAAGGCCGACUGUUGGCCUGUUCUCAGUGUGGACAGUGUUACCAUCCCUACUGCGUCAACCUUAAGAUCACGCGGGUGGUCCUGACCAAAGGCUGGCGAUGUCUGGAGUGUACGGUGUGCGAGGCGUGUGGCGAGGCCAGCGACCCCGGGCGACUGUUGCUAUGUGACGACUGUGACAUCAGCUACCACACCUACUGCCUGGACCCGCCCCUUCACACCGUCCCCAAAGGAGCCUGGAAGUGCAAGUGGUGUGUGUGGUGUGUCCAGUGUGGCUCUGCCUCCCCCGGGCUGCGCUGUGAUUGGCAGAAUAACUACAGUCGCUGUGGACCGUGUGCCAGUCUGAGCCACUGUCCUCUCUGUCAGAGACAGUACUCACAGGACGACCUCAUCCUGCAGUGUCAGCAGUGUGACAGGUGGGUCCAUGCUGUGUGUCAGGGUCUGAACACUGAAGAAGAGGUGGAAACUGCUGCUGAUGAAGGCUUUGAUUGCUCACUGUGCCGAACACACGGCCGCGGCUCCUACGGGCGGUCAGACAGCUUUGAUUCCCCCUACAUGGCUCAGAUCAUCUCCAGGAUCAGAGAACCAGACACAAAGACCUACACCCAGGAUGGAGUGAGUCUGACGGAGUCAGGUCUGUCUCACCUCCAGUCUCUGGUUGAACCUCUGACAUCACCACGCAGGUACCGCAGGUGCAAACCCAAACUAAAGCUCAGGAUCAUCAACCAGAACAGCGUCUCUGUUCUGCAGACGCCAGCGGACACGGACCCCCCCACCCAGCAGGACCCCAGCAGAGGUGACGUAGAGUGUGAGAUGAAGUCCGACUCCAGCCCCGAGCGAGACCACGUCCACGACGAUGACAUCACCAAGGAGCCUGAGGUUACCGACGACAACAAGAAGAGGAAAAGGAAACCUUACCGGCCCGGCAUCGGGGGCUUCAUGGUGCGCCAGCGUGGAGGGAAGGCCGGGCCCAGCAGAAUCAAACUGUGCCGGAAAGAUUCACUAGACACGCUGCCAGGCCGAGACGAAGACGUUUCCAUGGAGACAGUGCCCGCUGCCGACCAGACGAUGGAGAAGGCGAAGAAGAGGUACAGAAAGAAGAAGACGAAGCUGGAGGAGGAGUUCCCUUCUUAUCUCCAGGAGGCGUUUUUCGGUCGGGAUCUUCUGGAUCAGAGCCGGCAGGUGGACAGGAGGGCGCCGCCAGAGACACCCGCUGCCAGCCAAUCAGGAGCGACGACCCCUGGAUUACAUGGCCCCUCCCCCUCGGGCCCGCCGCUUGCCGCCAUGGCAACCAACGCCAUCAAGAAGCAGGGAACACUGCCCAUGUCGGAGGAAGCUCUGUUGGAUCUGUCUGAUGUUCUCAACACUGAUCCUCACAUACUGGCAACAGGACACUCAGCCGGUCUAGAUAUCAGCUCCAUGGCAGCUGACCUGACAGGAAGUGGGCGUGGCCAGAGGACGGUGCAGGAGGAGCCUCUGGACGCCAUCUUGAGUCCUGAGCUGGACAAGAUGGUCACUGACGGUGCCAUCCUCAGCAAACUGUACAACAUCCCAGAGCUGGAGGGGAAGGACGUGGAGGAGGUGUUUACCGCUGUUCUUAGUCCAAACAGCAACAACCACCAACAACCAGGGCAAAGCCAACACACACACACUGCAGCCGGAAGCAAGGGAAACACACACCACUCAGCUACUGUGUUUCCUCGUCUUCCGCUGAUGAACGGCCUGAUGGGAGCUUCUCCUCACUUCUCAAACUCUCCCAUGAUGCCCGGUGUGGCUCAGAGUCCCGCAGGCUUUAGGAUGCCCCCUCCCGAGAGCCCCGCCCCUGGGCUGGCCUCUGCCAAUCAGGCGCCAGCGGGCGAGGCCGAGCAGGACGUGAUGUCAACGGCUCAGAGAGGCAUGUUGAAGUGGGAGAAGGAAGAAAGUCUGGGAGAGAUGGCCACCGUCGCUCCGGUCCUCUACUGCAACACCAACUUCCCCCAGCUGAAGGAGCAGCAUCCUGAAUGGUCGACCAGAGUGAAGCAGAUCGCCAAGCUGUGGAGGAAAGCCAGCUCUCAGGACAGAGCUCCCUUCGUGCAAAAAGCUCGAGAUAACCGGGCGGCUCAGCGCAUCAGCAGGGUGCAGCUGUCCAACGACCCGCUCAAACGCCACCAGCCCUCGCACCCGCCCUCGCACCCACCCUCGCACCCACCCUCGCAGCAGCAGCAGCAGCAGCAGCAGCAACUACCGCUGGCGCCGGGACCUUAUGACCCUGUUUCAAUGGAGACGGAGGGGGCGUUCAGGGACCCGCUGAGGCCCAGAGAGACGGAGCAGGAGCAGGAGUGGAAGCUCCGACAGGGAGAGGUAAAUGACAGAUGGGGAGCCGGUAUGAAGAGGCAGGAAAAUCUCCCCCAAAGCAAAGCCCUAAAAUCACCAACUGAUAAAGAUUGUCCCUACCAGGCAUCUGUAGCAGGCGGUGGCAAAGAGGCUCUGGUAAGAUCUCAAGGAGAACCUGUUCCAGGCGGACUUCCUGGAUCCACAACGCUCUGAAAUCCUCUUCCUGUCCCGGGACGCUGCUCCGCCGGCCUGC